AUCUCGGAGAAUUUUCAGUGGAGAGACGGAUUUUAGCGGUCAUCGAGUGUGGCACGGCUACGCUGGCUCGAUUUUGAGUUGUCUUUCGCGCGUUCAAGAAUAGAAUACGAGUGGUGUUUGGAGUUAUCCUCGUCUUUUGUUAUUGUUUAUCGAAGUUCGAUUGUUUACUAUCAUUUGAAACGCGAGUACUGUUGAAGAAGAACUAGGUAAAGUUUAGAAAGACUUAAAAAGUGUUUUUUGUUGAUGUGCACGUCUGUUCUUCUGGAUUUUAAUACUAGGAAGUAAUGUGAUGCUAGUUGGAGAAAAAUAUCUGAUUCGGCAUGUGGUUCAACAUGCUUCCAAUGGCGGCGCUAGUGGCAGUCGUUUCCUCGGGGAUUCCCUGCGAAGAGGCCAGGUUGAAGUGCGCCUAUAGAGAGGGUUGUGGAAAAGCCCUACAGAAGUACCUGAUCGGUUGUUCCACAGUGCUGCAAGGCCCUAGACCGAGCUACUGUCCAGAAAUCUGUCAGCUGUCACUUAUAGCUCUGGUGUCGACCGAAGAAGGCAAGGCUUUGAUGGAAUGUGAUUGCAGUGAUGAGUACUGCGAGGACCAAAAAAGACGCCCUGAAAUCUGUCGCCCAGAAGUCUCAAGGCUCAUGGAAGAACCCAUAGUCUCCUGCAGAGUGGCUCAAUGGAUCUGCAACGCCGAUGCUCAAUGCUCCACAGCGUUCGACUACUACAGACGCCUUUGCAAGGCAAUGUUCCACGGCAAAAAAUGCACGCGCAAGUGCCUGAACUCCAUAAACAUUCUGCGCAGACAGGACAAAGCUCAGAAACUGAAAUCCUGCAAAUGUGACGGAUCAGAAGACUAUAACUGCCUGGAUAUUCAAAGAAACAUGAAUAAACUGUGCUUCCACAGCUCCCAUCAUCACUAUAAUGUGACAGAGACUCAUUCAGAAAAUGAGGUGGUUAAAGUUAUGGUGACUUCGAACUCUAGCGUGAAUAGUGUUAGUGUUUCAGUGUUCUUUAUGGUUUUGGUGUGGUUUUUGCUGUUGUGGACUAGGUAGAAACACUUCCUGAACUGUCUUUGAACAGAAAAGUACGAAUUUAUUGUAAAAUUUGAAUGGAAGGGUUUGGAUUUAUAGUACAAACGAUUUUACGCACUUCAGAAGUGGGAUUUGCCAUGAUUUUCCUUUGACAGAUGAGAAAAUUUCGAAGAUUUCUAGAAGAUUUUUAUAUUUUUCAAGAAAUAAUAUGAAGAAAAAAACGGUGUCAGAGUAGGUUUAGAAAUAUCAAUCAUAUAUUUGUUGAAUUUCUUGAAAAUCGCAUCUAACUAUGUUAGAAGCUACAUAUUUCUGAGACAGAUACAGUUAAAUUCAGAAUUUAAUGUCAAGAUUACGUCAAAUGUGAGCAUCAAUCAAUAUAAGCAAGUUAUUUUCUUCAUGUCAUUUGUUUAAAAUGCAUAGAUAUACAUAGAUUGACAAUACUUUUUAAGACUUUUAUAUAGAAUAUAAUUUUCAGAGAUACAGCGUCCAUAUUUAAAAUCACAUUUUGUUUACAGACAGUGUUUCAUCUAAAAUUUCAGUAAAAAGUAAAAUUAUCUGGUUUUAGCUCAUUUUUUAUUAUUCUUUUUUUUUUUCUUUUAUCUUGAUUAUCUUUGAUUUCAAAUAAUAAUAAUAAUAUUGCUGUAUCUCGCAUUUAGUAUUAAGAGCUCUAUAUACAACAAAAACUUAUAAUUUUACAUAUUUUUGAUGAUAGAAUACCACAUAUUUUUUGAUGAUUUCCGCUCAUAUUUGUUUCUAUAGAGUUCUUAAAGAUUUCUACCUCAUCUGUAUUGCAGUAUUCUGUUUUUUUUUUCUUUAACUGUGAUAUUAAUUUUAAAAAAAAAAUCUUAUAGAAAGAAUAAAUAGUUAUUAAUUUUUGGUAUGAUAGUGUGAGUUUGUAAAUUCUACCUGUAAGAGUGUGAAAAUAUUGUAUAGUUAAUUAAUAUUUUUAUAGAACAAACUACUCUGUAUUAAUUUUUUAUAAUUGUAAUAUUAUACGAAGAAAAACAUACAAGAUCAUCAAACAAGUAUUAUGUCUCUAUGUUCGGUGUAGGAUAUAGUUCCUAAUAUUUACUUAUUAAAAUACUUAAAAAUACUUUUACACUUCAUAUGUUGUUACGCUACUGUGUUUUGUAUUUACUUAAACUGUUAUUUAAUUUAAACCGAUAAGAACACCAGUUCACUGUACUUAUUUAAAUACAUAAUACAAUUAUAUUUAUUCAGUAUAAGAUAAAAAAAAUUGCACACAGUAGCUGUAUUUAAUUAAAAUAAUUGUAUUUUUUUUUUCAAAAAAAAAAAUAAAUCUGGAGAUAUAAGACUUCAUCCAAAAGUGUCUUAGUAUUGCCUUAAAAAAUAAAUUUUGUUUAUUUGCCAAUAUAUUUAUGUAAAAUAAUUUAAAAAUGAACCAAAGAAGGGCUUGCGUGAAGUGUAUAUAGCUUUAAAUUAUUGCAAAAAAUUGUUUAUAUACAGUCAAGCAUUUUUCUUCUUUGUAAAUUAAUUUAUUCGCCCACCCUGUGUAUAUUAUAUAUAAAAUUCUCCGAAAUUGUUGAUUCUUUUUAAUAUUCAUUAUAAAAUUAGAUUGAUUUUAAAGAAUUUUACCAUUUUUUUUGAGGAUAAAAAAAUAUGUACUUUUGUAAAUUUUGUAGAAAUUAGAGAAACAUUUGUAAAAAUAUUUUUUUGGUUCAUUUCAAAGUAUUUCUUUUCGUUUAGGUUUGGUAGUGUUGAAUUGUUUAUUGAUAGAGAUUGAUUUUUUAUAUUUUUUA
This is a messenger RNA of Sitophilus oryzae (rice weevil), 2782 nucleotides long. Its product is annotated as growth arrest-specific protein 1-like. NCBI's taxonomy places the organism in Eukaryota, Metazoa, Arthropoda, Insecta, Coleoptera, Curculionidae. The record is from RefSeq and is a predicted model, not a curated record. The transcript has 3 exons. Gene Ontology annotation, biological process: regulation of cell cycle. The coding region runs from base 321 to 1043 and encodes 240 amino acids.